AUGGCCUCUACUCUUCUCCGCACAACUCCCGCCGUGCGCGCUGGUCUCCGCGCCGUCUCCAAGCCUGCCGCUGCCAUGGCCUCGACCAGCUUCGUUCGCGGAAAGGCUACCCUUCCCGACUUGCAAUAUGACUAUGGCGCUCUCGAGCCCUCCAUCUCCGGCAAGAUUAUGGAGCUUCACCACUCCAAGCACCACCAGACCUACGUAAACGGCUUCAACGCCGCCGUAGAGGCUCUCUCCGAGGCCCAGGCCAAGAAUGACGCCAAGGCUGCUGCUGCCCAGGCUCCUCUUCUCAACUUCCACGGUGGUGGCCACAUCAAUCACACUCUCUUCUGGGAGAACCUCGCCCCCAACGGCCAGGGUGGCGGUGGUGAGCCUACUGGCAAGCUUUCCACUGCCAUCACCGAGGACUUUGGAUCCUUUGACAAGCUCAAGAAGCAGACCAACGCUGCCCUCGCCGGUAUUCAGGGUUCCGGUUGGGCCUGGCUGGUCAAGGACAAGACGUCCGGUACCCUCAGCGUAGUCACCCGCGCCAACCAAGAUCCCAUUGCCGGUAACCUCGAGCCUCUACUGGGCAUUGAUGCUUGGGAGCACGCCUACUACCUCCAAUAUGAGAACCGCAAGGCUGAAUACUUUAGUGCCAUCUGGGACGUUAUCAACUGGGACACCGUUGCAAAGCGUUUUGAGAAAUAG
Molecule: messenger RNA, 693 nt
Organism: Beauveria bassiana ARSEF 2860
Lineage: Eukaryota; Fungi; Ascomycota; Sordariomycetes; Hypocreales; Cordycipitaceae
Product: mitochondrial manganese superoxide dismutase
Exons: 3
Coding region: 1-693 (230 amino acids)
Biological process (GO): superoxide metabolic process
Cellular component (GO): mitochondrion
Molecular function (GO): metal ion binding; superoxide dismutase activity
Source: RefSeq, a predicted model, not a curated record